AUGGUUGAUCAAAUUGAGUCAUGUUCGCCUAAUACGUUGGUACAAUGUCGAAUAUGUCACGAUGAAGAUGAAGACUUAAACAUGGAUACACCUUGUUCUUGUUCUGGUACAUUGCAGUAUGCUCAUAGAAUAUGUGUGCAAAGAUGGUGCAAUGAGAAAGGUGAUACUACUUGUGAGAUUUUCCAACAGCAAUUUAAAGGCUACACUGCUCCUCAAGCUCCUUUGUUUCACUAUAGGGGCAACUGGGAAAUUCCAAGAGUUGGUUUCAAUAAUCAUCAGUUCAUAGCAUUGUUUCCUGCUAAUCAUGAAUUUCUAGACUUUAAUUUUGAAUAUUCAGCUCCCUCUACAAGGAGCCGCGUGUUCAUUCGCAUUGUUGCCAUCAUUUCAGGAAACAACAUCAGUGAGAAGGCUUAUGAGGAUGGAAGAACAAUGGUGGAGAGUAAGACAGCAGACCUGAGAUCUCAAAUCAGGCGAAAAGGUGACACAAACCAAGCUUCAAGUAUAAGGAAUCCAUGGCAGCAAUCAGAUCAGACACAGUCUCAUUCUAAUCAUGAAACACAACUUAAGCAAUCCCGAGACGUGGCAUUGGCAACAGCAGCAAAAGCAAAAUUACUUCUUCGUGAGCUAAAAACCGUUAAAGCGGAUUUAGCAUUUGCUAAAGCGCGCUGUGCUCAACUUGAAGAAGAAAAUAAAUUACUCAGGGAACGAGAAGGAAGCGAUAAGGGACUUAUCCGUGAUGAUGAUGAUCUGGGUUAUAGGCUCAUAAUUUGUGGGCACUGUUGCAGCUAUUUACCUGAGGAGAUGAGGAAGCCUUCUACCUUCAAAUGGAUGCUGCAGAAUCCUGAGUACCGUCAACGACUUGAAGAAAUGAUAAACAACAUGGGUGGAGGCAUUGAAUGGGACAGUCGAAUGAUGGACACCUUAAAGAAUUUUGACCUUAAUAGUCCUGUUGUUAAACAACAAUUUGAUAAAAUUGGGCUUUCUCCCGAAGAAGUCAUUUCAAAGAUUAUGGCCAAUCCUGAUGUUGCCAUGGCAUUUCAAAAUCCUAUAGUUCAAGCAGCUAUCAUGGAUUGUUCACAGAAUCCAAUGAGUAUUGCUAAAUAUCAAAAUGAUAAGGAGGUCAUGGAUGUCUUCUAUAAAAUAUCUGAACUCUUCCCUGGAGUUUCAGGCCCCCCUUGA
Messenger RNA from Vicia faba (fava bean), 1179 nucleotides. Lineage: Eukaryota; Viridiplantae; Streptophyta; Magnoliopsida; Fabales; Fabaceae. The record is from the annotation of a GenBank genome assembly.